Molecule: messenger RNA, 1689 nt
Organism: Coccomyxa subellipsoidea C-169
Lineage: Eukaryota; Viridiplantae; Chlorophyta; Trebouxiophyceae; Coccomyxaceae
Exons: 12
Coding region: 1-1689 (562 amino acids)
Source: RefSeq, a predicted model, not a curated record
AUGCUAUGGCGGAGGCUCUUUCUGGCCAGGUGGGGUCCCAUCGGGGACGAACUUGACAAUGCUAAGGAGUGGGAGCGGCCUCCCACAUGGAGGGAGCGGUACAUGGAAAGAGACGCACUGGAGCUGCAGGAAGUCUGUGGCUCGGUGUCCGAGUUGAUGCGGCCUUUCUAUGCCCAGAUGACAGCAGCCAAGCGCUCUUUGAGCUUGGGGUUGCAGCACCCAGAGGAUCUGCCGCUUGUGAGCGCGCAGUACACGGGUCAAGUGGUGGCAUGGCGGCGAGCGCGGGGCUUGCCAGCGACUGCGCCUGCGCAUCACACCUGCCAAGGCCGCUGCUCUUACAGCAAGCUGGGUAACAAUGUGUUCGUGUGCGAGCAAUGCGGCUGGGCGCAUCUGUGCGGUGACGCCUGCACUGAGCGCUUCAUGGACCUGAGCUCUGAGCUGCCUGUGUGCCCCAUCAGUGGACGCUGCUUCACCAGGAUGAUGACCUGGGCCGAGGAGGCAAGAGAGAUGGAUGUUCGGGACACAAAGGGCGAGGAAAGCUCCACUGAUCACUUUGAAGACUUCAGCACUGCAGGGAGGCUAGCAAGGGCUUACGUGGAUGGAUACAAUUGCACAAACGAAGAGGAGCUGCGGCGUCUGUGUGGAGUGGCACUGGUGAGGCUUGAGCAGCAGACGCAGGAAGGGGCAGCGAAGGCAUUGGCAGCCCUCCGCUAUGAGGAGCAGUGCGAGGUGCAGCAGCUGUCAGAGCCCGCCAGUGCCCUCAGCUUUUUAGCGCAUGGCACCACGGAUGGAGUCCCCCUGCCAGACCCGGGGGUGGCCUUGCUGGUCGUGCGAAGCAGCUGCCCCAGCAAUACUUCCCUGUCUGUCCAGGUGCUCAAUCGCAGGGCAAUGCAGCGCACCCGGGACAGGCGGCUGCUGCAGGCCCCGGCGCUGGCUCCGGCCCCCGCAAACGCAUCUGGCGUGACCCUCGCACCCGGCUACUUUUUCCCGGUGGCCGAGGUUCUGCCGGCUCCCGGGAUGGCCAUGCCGCCUGGGGCCGGCUCGCCGGGCAAGGCUCCGAGUGCCUUCCCAGGCCUGCUUGUGCUGGGCAACAAGUCCAUAGCGGGGAAUAGCAGCUCCGGGCCGCUGCUGCUGUCGUCAGACCUCCCCGACGCGCCCAUCCCGCCAUUUAUUGUCCCCCCGCCCACCGCCACGGUGCAGUGCUGUUGCUACAACGCCACGUACACCCCAUUCACCACUCCGGCGGGGACGAACACUGGAUGCUGCUGUGGUGCACAGAGCGACUGCUGCCCUUCGACGGGCCUUGCCAUCUGCAAGGGCAAGGGGAACUAUUGUUUCAUCAUUGUCACCGUGUCGUCGGUUGUCAUUGCAUUCGUCUUCUGCCUCGGGUUUGCAUUCUUUUACGCUGCCAGCUGCUCCUCUUUGCCUCACGCAGCAAUUGAGAUGGUCCCCAAGAAGACUGUGGAGCAGUCAGUGGAUAUGGAGGGGCAGUCAAGAGAGUGCCCGGUGUGCUGGGACAAGGUGACGCGCAACGCGCAGUGGAGGCUGUUCAGCUGCCGGCAUGGGACGUGCGAGCAGUGCUACAAGCGCAUCGUUGUGCUGCCAGGCAGCGCUGCCAGCUGCCCCUUGUGUCGAAUGCCCCUUGUGGAACCGCGGCCCAGAGCUCUCCCUGUCAGCGCUGCUGGUUAA